Molecule: messenger RNA, 768 nt
Organism: Malassezia vespertilionis
Lineage: Eukaryota; Fungi; Basidiomycota; Malasseziomycetes; Malasseziales; Malasseziaceae
Exons: 1
Coding region: 1-768 (255 amino acids)
Source: RefSeq, a predicted model, not a curated record
AUGCUAGAAGCGGCGUCAGUGCGCAGUGGACUGCGCGCAGCUGCGCCCCGCAGCCGGCAUGUCACCUUGUUUUCUCCUACGCAUGUAUCGCAAGCACGCCUGACGCUGCCCGAGCACGAGUACCAGGUCCGUGUCGGGGCAGUUGUGCGGCACCUUCGCAAAACGCUGCCCCAAUUUAUGGAAUGCGGCCUGCUCGAAGGAACUAGGAACGAUGCGGCUCACCCAGCGCAGUUACGGCCCAUGAUAUCCCAGCCACUCUCCCCGAAUGUAACUCCAGAUCGAAUUUACCACGAACAGAUCCAUUUCUGCUUCAGCCCGCCACUACCGCCACUGCCGCCACUGCCGUUGCGCGAAGAAUCGGCAUCAAAAGUGAACGUGCCGGAGCAUUUCUCGCCUGCGUUUUCACUGCAUGGGCACCGCAUGUACAUGCUUAGUGCCCAGGCGCUGCGUUGGUCGCUGCAUGCACUGUUCAAGGACGCAGAAGUGCGUGUGGAACACAUGUCCUUUGUCCCUAGACGCACACAGCUCAAUGCGGCUGUGCUCUCACGAAGCAAGGCACUCGUGCCUAUGGACGAGCUCAUCGCGCGGAUCCGAUUCCGCGGCACAACACGCGUCUCGCACGCCGUGCAGGAUUAUACCAUGCUCUUCAGGUACCGCCUGGACCGCACGAGCGGAACGAUUUGCGAGCACCACGUCGACCAGAUGAUGCCUGUGCCUGGAAGCCAGGUGUGGCAGGGCUUGGCGAAUAUGCGGUCAAAAUUGGCGUAA